This is a messenger RNA of Caenorhabditis briggsae, 498 nucleotides long. The record is from RefSeq and is a predicted model, not a curated record. The transcript has 3 exons. NCBI's taxonomy places the organism in Eukaryota, Metazoa, Nematoda, Chromadorea, Rhabditida, Rhabditidae. Bases 1 to 498 code for a protein of 165 amino acids.
AUGUCAGAUUUCUCUCGCCUUCUACUAAUUUCUACGGGCUUCCUCAUCACCGCAAUCACCCUCAAAUCGUCCGAUUCGGCACUAGCCAGGAAAAGUAUGGAUUUCGCGAAAAUCGACGAGCAAGUUCAAAAAGACAUCGAGAAGUCGUUCAGAAAAACACUAAGCCGACUUGGCGAUUUCGUAAUGGAUUUGCCAGCGAAAAUUGUGAUACAAAGGCUGAAAAAUGUCGAAGGAAACACAUUCAACGACCCGUUUCUCGUCGGAAAUUCUCAGCAAGUCACAUCAUCUAUUUACGUUUCCGAUGCAGUUUCCGAUUGGUGUAAAGGAGUGAUUUCUAAAAAUACUCGCAAGGAUUUCGAGCACAAAAAUCGAAGAAUUGAAGUCGUUUUUGACUGUAACCGUGAUAUGGAUGACGACGACGACGCCAUCAACGAUUCCUUAUUUCUGGAAAAUGCUGAAAAAUGGGAUGCGUCGAAAUUGGAGUCGUGCUAUGAUUAG